CAAAAUUUCGUGAUUCCUUAUAUGGCUUACUUGCAGUCCAUCCCUGAGCCCUGUGUAGGAUGUCUCAUUCAUCCUGAGUGGGUGCUAACGGCAGCUCACUGCCCCUUACCCAAGAAAAUCAGACUGGGAGUGUCUCAACCCAGCAACCCGACUAGACAAGAGCAGAAGCGGGAGCACUCAAUGGCCAUCCCCUACCCUGAUUUCAACCCACAGUCUCUGAGGCAUGACCUGAUGCUGAUCAAGCUGUCCAAACCUGCUGCCAUCAACAACCAUGUGGGGACCAUAGCCAUAGCCUUCGAGCCCUUGUCCUUCAAUGAGUCCUGUUUUAUUCCCACUUGGACCUGGAACAACUAUCAAAAUUUCAGCGAUCCUGACGUCUUGUCAUGGAUCAACCAGCACUCCUUGAGCUUUAGUGAAUGCCAGGAGACACUCCUCGAAAAACACACAAAGAACAUCAUGUGUGUGGGACGGCCUCAGAUGGUCUCAACUAAGGUCAAGGAAGUUUCAGCAGCUCCAGCCAUCUGCGGUGGGCGGCUGCAUGGAAUCCUAUCCUGGAAGACGGGCAGCAUCACUCUGGGAAGUGAAGGGUUCUUCACAGAAGUACAUCACUAUGCAAGAUGGAUCUUGAAAAUCAUGAAUACCCAUUGA
Chrysochloris asiatica (Cape golden mole) is the source of this 648-nucleotide messenger RNA. Its product is annotated as probable inactive serine protease 58-like. NCBI's taxonomy places the organism in Eukaryota, Metazoa, Chordata, Mammalia, Afrosoricida, Chrysochloridae. The transcript is spliced from 4 exons. Bases 22 to 648 code for a protein of 208 amino acids. Gene Ontology annotation, molecular function: serine-type endopeptidase activity. The record is from RefSeq and is a predicted model, not a curated record. Gene Ontology annotation, biological process: proteolysis.